Messenger RNA from Hippocampus comes (tiger tail seahorse), 3658 nucleotides. RefSeq names its product serine threonine kinase 39 (gene stk39). Gene Ontology annotation, molecular function: protein serine/threonine kinase activity; ATP binding. Gene Ontology annotation, biological process: positive regulation of T cell chemotaxis; negative regulation of potassium ion transmembrane transporter activity; intracellular signal transduction. Lineage: Eukaryota; Metazoa; Chordata; Actinopteri; Syngnathiformes; Syngnathidae. The transcript has 19 exons. Gene Ontology annotation, cellular component: cytoplasm; cytosol. The record is from RefSeq and is a predicted model, not a curated record. Bases 262 to 1770 code for a protein of 502 amino acids.
AAAAGCACAGUUGUUUGGGGAUUUAACGCGUGCAACCCAAGCGGUUAAAUCGGACAGCAAAAAGACAUGAAUCAUCAAAUUGAGGCGGCAGUUGCUCGGCUGCGGCUGCCAGCUGACACUAGCUGAGGAGGGGAGCUCAAAGCUGACUCGCUCGCUCGCGCUUUCGCUCCCUCUCUCUACUUGUCUGUCACUCGGUCGUGUCAGCGAGAGGCGGCUAGCCGGCGCAGCAUCACUACUACCACCACCACUACCACCACCAUCAUGGCGGACCAAGGCGAAGCCCCGGUUCCUGUCCCGCAGCCGCCGCCACAGACGGCGAGCUGGCCAAUUACCAGGGAGUCGUACGAGCUACAGGAAGUCAUUGGUAGCGGGGCCACAGCGGUGGUGCAAGCAGCAAUGUGUUCUCCCAGACAGGAGCGCGUUGCCAUCAAGAGAAUCAACCUGGAAAAAUGCCAGACCAGCAUGGACGAAUUGCUGAAAGAAAUUCAAGCAAUGAGCCAAUGCAACCACCCCAAUGUUGUCACUUAUUAUACUUCCUUUGUGGUGAAGGAUGAACUGUGGUUAGUCAUGAAGCUCCUGAGUGGAGGCUCCAUGCUGGACAUUAUCAAGCACACAAGCAAAGAAGAAGACAAAAAUCUCGACGAGCCAAUAAUUGCCUCCAUCCUGAAAGAAGUCCUCGAAGGCCUCGACUACCUGCACAGAAAUGGACAGAUCCACCGGGAUGUGAAAGCCGGGAAUAUUCUACUGGGUGAAGAUGGAUCUGUUCAGAUUGCAGAUUUUGGCGUAAGUGCAUUCCUAGCCACAGGGGGCGAUAUGACAAGAAACAAAGUCCGAAAGACAUUUGUGGGCACGCCAUGCUGGAUGGCACCAGAGGUGAUGGAACAGGUACGAGGUUACGAUUUCAAAGCAGACAUUUGGAGUUUUGGAAUCACGGCCAUAGAACUAGCGACGGGUUCUGCGCCCUAUCACCGCUACCCCCCUAUGAAGGUCUUAAUGUUGACGCUGCAGAACGAUCCACCCACUCUGGAGACGGGUAUCGAGGACAAGGAAAUGCUGAAGAAGUACGGCAAAUCGUUUAGGAAGCUAAUAACUAUGUGCCUUCAGAAGGAUCCUGCCAAAAGGCCUGCAGCUGCAGAGCUCUUGAAGAGCAAAUUUUUCCAAAAGGCAAAGAACAAAGACUAUCUGGUUGAAAAGCUCUUGUGCCGGGCUCCGAAGAUAUCCCAAAGAGCAAAGAAGGUGAGGCGGGUCCCGGGCUCCAGCGGCCACCUGCACAAGACGGAGGACGGCGACUGGGAAUGGAGUGACGACGAGCUGGACGAAGGCAGUGAGGAAGGCAAGGCGGCCGUCAACCAGGGCAGGUCACGGCGGGUCAAGGACGACUCCAAAGUCAACGAGGAGAAUGUCAAGAAUGUUCCUUUUGAUGGGUUAUCCAGCCACCAUCCGCAGGUGGAGCCGUUUGGGGAUUCGCUCUACAUUCAUAGUGCUGUCAACUUGGUCCUGCGACUCAGGAACUCCAAAAAGGAACUGAACGACAUCCGUUUUGAAUUCACUCCCGGGCGAGACACCGCUGAUGGAGUUUCCCAGGAGCUGUUCUCCGCGGGUCUUGUCAAUGGGCAUGAUGUGGUUACCGUCGCUGCUAACCUUCAAAAGAUUGUCGAUGACCCAGCUACCUACAAAGUGUUGACCUUUAAGCUGGCCUCGUGCUGUGACGACACGGAACUCCCGGACGAGGUGAAGCUGAUCGGCUUUGCGCAGCUGAGUCUGAGCUGAUGCUCUCUUCGUGCCUCCAGCAGGUGAGACGGGGGACCCACACGGUCAGGGUAGACAGGCUGAGGAACAAAGAGCGCCACUUCCAGCAAACAUCCUCCCUCCAACAACCCCACCCACCCCUACCCCCCAAGCACCAAACGUCCCUGCGUCCCUCCACCCAGCACACGACCAGGGAUCAGGAUGAAGCCCAGGAAACCUACUCAGGAUGUGAAAGAUGAUGUGAGAUGUAGCUUUGAAUGUUUUAUUUAUUUUCUUUGUUUUUUUUUGGUUUUUUUUUUUUACAUCACGUUACCUCUUGCGUUCCUCAAAGCUCUUAUUUAUUGAAAAUCCCACCCCCGCCCCCAUCCCCACUUCUGCCAAAAAACAAUUUUUUUUUGUGACCGGCAUUUCAAAAGCUCAACGACUGUGCUUCACCAGGUUUCUUCUCUCAAGCACAUUUUCAAAAUAACACGAUGAAUGUCUUUCAUAAAAAGACGACGGGAUUGUAUUUUAUGAAUGAGGAUUCGGGCCACGGUGAAAAGAAUUGCGAGAAUAAAGUUGAUUGAAUGAAGAGGGGGGGAAAAAAGGGUGAAAGUGAAUGUCAAAUUGCCUGCAGGAAUGUCAACCAUUCAAUAGCGUGUGGAGAUAUUUAGUCUUAAAAGUUUACCACUCAAUUCUCACAAUGACGACUUUUCCUGCGGAAUACACUGGUUAACAAACUUUUAGGUGUUUUUUCAAGAAGAAAUGCAACUUAACUUUUGGAGAUGUUUUUUUUCUGUCCUUUUUUUCUAGCACGUCAGGUUUUCAGUAAUAAUACAGAUAAUGAGAGAGAGAGAGAGAGAGAGAGAGAAUUUUCAUGAAUCAGGUUUUGCAACAAGUUCUCUAAAUUCCAACCCAUGGUACAACCAGACCUGACAAAAACUGAAUAGCUCAAAAACCUGAUGUGCCAGAGCUGUUUCUGAUUUAAACUUUGUUUUUGACUAGUGUUGACAUCAUUUUAUCCCCAAAAAUAUGAAUACCUCUUCCUAUAAUCUGAAUAUUUCAUUACUCUACAAUUAUGCCUUUUUUUGUUGGUUUUUUUUUUGUUUGGUUGUUUUGUUUUUUUUUUGCUUGAAACAUUCAUUUUUGUGAAUUUCUCUCAUUUUACAAAGUGACACCACGUUUGUCGCAAUAUUUGAACUCCGAUGAAAACCUAACAGCGCUACUACCCGUCUUUAUAUUCGGAAUUAAUUUUCAGUGUGGCCUCAAUAAUCCUUCCUAGUAGUCCUCACAUGGACCACAAGGGUUGAGUGUCCAGGCGAGGGGGGAAAAAAAAAAACAAAAAAUAACCCCAGACCCAGAAGCUACUGAGUUUGAUUUGCUGCUCCUGUCACGACAGUGUUAUUAAUGCUCCAAAACGCUCAAGGUGCCUUGUUCAUUUUCAUGUGCCUAUGACAGUAUCGUCAAAAGGAGACCGCGCAUACGAGAGAGCAUCGUCUGCCCCAUUUCCAUUUCACACCCGCGUUAUUUCACUGAGCGAAGCAUCUUAACGUUAAUGCACUUUUAGGCCGAGUUGCGUCUGCACCCGACAAGCAGACGCCGCCGCCUUUUUGGAGACAAGUUAAGUUGUGAUCUUUGUCAUUUUUUUUCAACCCCCUCCACAACUGCAGCUGUGUUGAUGAGAUGUGAUCGGCUCGGGUUUAUCUACUUUCACAGACUCUCUUUUCAUUUCAUUGCUUUGACCCGCUGCACAACAAUACUUAAAACUCCCCCAAACUUGGAGGGGGGGGGGGGCGAAAAAAAAAAGCUGAAAUGUACUGCGUGUGCACAAGAUGAUUAAUGGCAACAAUAUGGAAAUGACAAUGAAACCAUCUCGUGUGCUCAAUGUGCAAUCGCUCAAAUAUUUUUACGUGUUGUGUUAAAAAAAAAA